This is a messenger RNA of Aplysia californica (California sea hare), 4474 nucleotides long. RefSeq names its product digestive organ expansion factor homolog. Gene Ontology annotation, molecular function: rRNA binding; U3 snoRNA binding. Lineage: Eukaryota; Metazoa; Mollusca; Gastropoda; Aplysiida; Aplysiidae. Gene Ontology annotation, biological process: maturation of SSU-rRNA from tricistronic rRNA transcript (SSU-rRNA, 5.8S rRNA, LSU-rRNA). The record is from RefSeq and is a predicted model, not a curated record. Gene Ontology annotation, cellular component: small-subunit processome; nucleolus. The coding region runs from base 134 to 2461 and encodes 775 amino acids. The transcript has 21 exons.
GGAACACGGAAGCGUGAAAUUGAAAGUAGCGUUGAGCUCUCAGAGCGUAAACAUUGGAAAUGCCACAUGGUGUGUUUGUGUGUGAUUUGUGACACUGAGCUAACACUCGCCAUUCACAUUGUUAUUGUUUAAGAUGCCUUUCAACAGAAAACGACAAGGAUCGGGCCAUGGUCGCAAGCAGUUCAAGAGGAAGAAAUACAAUUUGCUGACGCUUCGCCAGAAUAAAGACCUAAAAGAAUUCGGGGAACUCCAUCCUGUUGAUGAUAAUCCAGCUGCAGUCAAGAAAUACACAAAAGUGCAAGAUACAUCACGUGAAAACCAGGAUACUGCCAUAAGCUCCUCCGAUGAAGACAGCGAGGAAGAGGUGCCAGUUUUGAAACAACUGAUGUUGGAGAUUGGAGUUGAAGAGAAACCGCCUGAGUCUGAAGAAGAGAGUGAUAGUGAUGAUGGUGAAGAGCAGGAGGAGGAUAUUGGUACUGAAGUUGAUAAUGAAGAGGAAGAGGAGGAGGAUGAUUCAGAUGCCGAAAGUGACCAUGAAGGAGAGGAUUUAGCAGAGGAUGGAGAAGCUGAUUCAGGGGACACAGAUAAUAAUGAUGAAGACCAGAAUUCCAGUUUUAAUUUGUCUGAGAAAGACGAGGAGGACAGUGAUGCAGAUCGUAAUAAUUUGAAACACUCAGAUUGUGAGGAUGAAAAGCACACUGAUGAAAUAGGACCAAAGGAAAUCGAUGAAGCAGAGGAUGAAAGUGAUGAAGAACAAGAGGAAGAUGAUUUAUGUCUUAAAGAAUCUGAUCCUUUCACAAAGCACUUUGAAGAAGAGCACGACAUUGAGCGUAUCACUGAGGGCAAUUCUGUCAAGUGGAAAAAGUCUGCUGUGAAGGUACCUGGCCUUGGAGCCAGUACGCUGAUGUAUCAAGAUGCUGACCUAUUGGCUGACGUGAAUGCUGACUCAGAUUUGAAGAAAUUGCACGUCAAGCAAAAACUGAUUGAUCAAAUUGGAGUGGCCAAUGCACAACAUUGCAAUGUGAAUUCAGGAGCACUACGUCCACAACAACACAAGCUUUUUCAAGUGCUCAACUCGUAUCAAGAUUUGCUAUUCCCAAAGCAGACCUUUCACAACACAGAGGAAAUCAGGCUGGUCUAUUGUCUUCAUGCUCUCAACCAUGUUUUGAAAGCAAGGAGUCGUGUAAUGUCCCACAAUGCGAAGAUGAAAGCCAAAAAAAAGGCAGCUGAUGAAGAUGUGGAGUACAGAGAUCAGGGCCUCACCCGGCCAAAGGUACUCAUCCUGCUUCCCUACAGGGACCGAGCGCUCAAAGUGGUGAAAAUGUUCAUCACCCUUCUUUCUUCCUCCAAGGUUAAAGUCAGUAGUCUAAAGAGAUUUGAGAGUGAAUUCUCUGAACUGGAAAAAUCUGGUCUUGCAGAGAAGUCAUACAAACCAGAUGACUUCAAGAAAACCUUUGAGGGUAACACAGAUGACAACUUUCGAGUGGGCAUGAGUCUGUCCAAGAACACAUUGCAUCUGUACAGUCCUUUCUAUGAGUCAGACGUCAUCCUCGCUUCACCACUAGGUCUCAGAGCCAUCAUUGGCCUAGAAGGGGACAAAAGCCGUGACUUUGACUUCUUAUCAUCCAUUGAGGUGCUUCUCGUGGAUCAGACAGACAUUUUCCUGAUGCAGAACUGGGAUCACUUCGCACAUGUCCUCAAGCAUCUACAUUUGCAGCCUCGAGAAUUUCAUGGAGUCGAUUUUUCAAGGGUCAGAAUGUGGGCGAUCAAUGGAUGGAGCAAAUUCUACAGACAGACUGUCAUCUUUUCAAGCGUCAUCCUCCCGGAAAUUUUGACAGUUUUCAACAAAUCGUGUCACAAUUUUGCUGGGAAGGUGAAGGUUCACAGGGACACAGAAAAGGGAACAAUUCAAUCUAGUCUAUAUGAUUCACCUCAGUUCUUCCACCGAGUGGCCUGUGACUCUUUGGAUGGACUUUCACAGAGACAAGCAAAAUUUGAAUAUUUGAAGAAAAAGGUCAUCCCAUACCACACAUCUUCAGGCAUGAAGCAAACCCUCAUCUACUGCAGCUACUUCAGUUUUGUUAUGCUGAGGAACUUCUUCAGGGAAGCGGAGAUUGACUUUCUCUUCAUCAAUGAGUAUGACUCCGAGAAGCACAUGAGGAACGCCCGCAUUCACUUCCGAAAACGACACCCACACUUCAUGCUUUACACUGAGAGGCUCCACUUUCAUUAUCGUUUCCGGCUUCGCGGUAUACAUCACAUUGUGUGGUUUGACCUGCCCCAGUACCCAGCUUUCUACCCAGAGCUGAUCAACCUGAUGGACACUUCACAUCAAGCCUGCACCAGUACAGUCCUCUUUACAAGGUUUGAAGGCCAAAAGUUGAUGGAAGUUGUAGGUAGCAAGCAAGCAGCUCAUAUGAUGAACUCUGAGAAAAAUGUGAACAUGAUCACUGUUUCAUGACAUUUAUGCAUUUUAUAGUCACAGUGCUUUAGCAAUGAAACGUUAGUUUAAUUUUGUGCAAGCAUUCAACAUGGAACUUACGUCACUAAAAACCUUAUUUUAAGACUAGAGUUUUUUAAAAAAUCAAGUUUUGAUGUUGAUACCAAAUUUGUGGAUGAUUGGCAGGUGUUCUAGUGUGGUCUGCUUCUUCUUUCCUAUCAAACAUGUAUUGUCCUUAUCUCUCCUCUUUUGUGGGGGUUUUUACUCACUCGAACACCUCUGAUCUUCCCCACUUAUAAUAUGGCCUGAUUGUUUUGCAAGUGCUGCGAAAUACUUACUAAAAUAAAUAAAACAAAAGAUUCCAAAAUUUACAAUGUGUGAAACUCUUAAGUGGUGGUAAACUAAUGCGGUAUACUCUGAAGAAAGAGGGUAUGUGUGAAGUGAUGGUUGUGAUCUCAGCAACAAAGGCCUUGUCAAGACCUUACUGGAAUGUUUAUGUACAUUGACAGACAGAGGGAUGGAGAUGUAUGCCGGACUUUUUGUAAGAAUGAAAUGAAAGAAAAAAAUAUAUGAAAUUUUCUAAAGAAUAGAAUGUUUGUUUGAUUAGGGAACUUAGUAUUGUAUGGAUGAGUGGUACAUCGCUUGACUUGUACAUCGUUUGAGAGUUGAAGGAUACUUGCAUGUAUGCUAUGUGUUCAAAAAUAUGUCUGACUUCAUAUGGGUUAAGUGAAAAUGUUAGGGAAUGAUGACAGAGAAACCAGUAAAACACAUCCGAACUAGAUUCGGGAUUGCUGGAACUUGCAGCUUCCUAUUCUCUGUCCCAGGUGAGGGAUUUUUUUGUCACCUGUCCAGAGCUGCCAACCUUACACCAAAAAAGCCUAUUUGUAAGCUUUUUCAGCGAUCGUAAGAUUUUACACCACUUUGCCAAAUUGUACAACUUUUUGCUUGAUCUGAUAGACCGUCAAAACAAAAUCUCGCUCCGUUUGCUGUUCCGAUUCGUGACCGCCAGCGGUCCAAUCUAUUAUUAAUAGGCCCCUAUGACAGCAAGUGUACUAUUGGACGAAGACACAAACACCAUCACAGUGACUUCCCUUGUUUGAUUUUCUCCUAAUUUUGUUUUGUUUAGGCCUACUUCCGCCGAAUUCGUGUUGUGUGGUGGUCUGUUCUUUCAAUUUUUACGAGAGUUUUAAUUGUGUGUGCGUGACAAAUAGGGAUAUUUGUUAUAUUGUACUCUUUUUUUUACAAUCUUACAAAUUUUGAGGUAAGAUCUUACACUUUUGUGGCCAGUAGGGUUGGCAGCUCUGCCUGUCAAUGUUGAUUAUUCAGGAACCAAGUUUUACCAGAGUUGUAAUACUCUUAUACAGUGAAAUACAGAUGUUGCAAAGUGGUCAGGCCCAAUUUUCAAUUUCGUUGAAUCUGAAUGUUCAUUACAGCAAUGUGUGCAACAAGUUACGUUGCAGUGUAGGGCCUAGAAUACGGUCACACACCAGUGUACUAUUUGUUACUAAGUUCUUUGUCUAGACUUGUUUGGGGGGGGGGGGAGGUAUGACUAAAACUCUGCUGAUGUUCCACUGUUGGAAUGUUUGUGCCUACUGGGGGAAUCUGUCUCCUUUUGUUGAAUUCCGAGUUUUCAUUGAAUCCAAAUUUUACUGUAUGGCCAUCAUCAUCAUCCAGUGCGAGAUCUGCGAGACAUCAGCUGUCAUGGUUCUCCAUUCCUUUGCUCUCAAAAAAGCUACGUUUCCCUGAUGUUUCCCUGUUACCCAUUUGAUUAGGUUCCCUAAGUAGGUUGUUCUAGACCUACUCCUGCCUCAUUUGCCUUCAAUUUUGCCAGUGAGAGCUAGAUGUUCAAGACCCUUAUGUUUAUUCCUUAUGUAUUGAUGUAAAUAAGCUUCUUUUUUCAGACAUCUUAGAAAGUACUGAGAGAAAGAGCAUCAUACAUUUCAAUUAUUGUUGUUUGAAAUAUUGCUUUGAAUAAAGACAUCAUUUUUGUGUAAAAAUCCUGAUAUGAAUAUACAUUUUUAUCACUGCACUAAA